AUGUCUGUUAGUAAAGUCAUAGUUUUUGGCGCUCAUGGAAAAAUUGGUCAACACGUUAUAAAAUUAUUAUCAAAACUUGAUUAUAAAACUACGGCUGUAGUAAGAAAUGAUGAACAAGCAUCAACUAUACAAAAACUUGCAGAUAAUUCUUCAAAUGUUUCGUCAACAAACUUAACUAUUGAUGAAGCAUCAGUCAAAGAUUUAAGUGGUUCGAUUAAAGGAAAUGAUGCAGUUAUAUUAACAGUCGGUUCAGCUGGUAAAAAUCUUUUACAAGUGGAUUUGGAUGGAGUAGUCAAGACAUUUGAAGCAAGUGUGGAAGCUAAUGUCAAGAGAUUGAUUUUGAUUAGUGCAAUUCAUGCUGAAAAUAGAGAAUUUGGUGAGAAAUCUCAAAUAAGAGAUUAUUAUAUUGCAAAACAUUAUGCUGAUAGAAUUUUAAUUGAUGAAUUUUCAAACAAAUUAGAUUAUACUAUCAUUAAACCAACUCAUUUAACUGAUGAUCCAUCAACUGGUAAAAUUGAUAUAAUUAAAAAUUUGAAUGAAGAUGUAGGUAAAAUCUCAAGAACCGAUGUUGCUAAAGUUUUAGUUGAAAUUUUAAAUUUGAAAGAAACUUAUGGUAAGAGCUAUAACAUUAAGAAUGGAAGUCAUGAUAUUGACAAUCCUUCAACAUAUGAGGCCUAG
This is a messenger RNA of Lodderomyces pseudojiufengensis, 678 nucleotides long. RefSeq lists its product as uncharacterized. The transcript has a single exon. NCBI's taxonomy places the organism in Eukaryota, Fungi, Ascomycota, Pichiomycetes, Serinales, Debaryomycetaceae. The record is from RefSeq and is a predicted model, not a curated record. The coding region runs from base 1 to 678 and encodes 225 amino acids.